AUGAGUGCCCAUUAUCUGACCUACACAUUUGACAUUCAUGGUGGUGGGAUGGAUCUUAUCUUACGGCAUCACGAAAAUGAAAUUGCCCAGAGAGCAAUAUCAGUUAUUGGAUUCAUAAUGGGUUCGUUACAGCAAAUGGUGAGAAAAUGUCAAAAUCACUUGGUAACUUCUUCACCAUUGGUGAGAAGCAAAGCUCAUACUAACCCUUUUGUGUACCAUCCACUUGCUUUGAGGUAUUUUUUAAUGGGCACACAUUACAGAUCACCUGUCAAUUACUCAAUUGAACAGAUAGAAAUUGCAUGA
Molecule: messenger RNA, 303 nt
Organism: Ilex paraguariensis (yerba mate)
Lineage: Eukaryota; Viridiplantae; Streptophyta; Magnoliopsida; Aquifoliales; Aquifoliaceae
Source: the annotation of a GenBank genome assembly